AUGUCUCAAGCUACCAUUUUCUUACAAAGAUACACCGCAGACCUUGACUUAAAUAACAAGAAGUCAAAUAACGAACUCUUGGGAGAGAACGAAGCACACUCGAAGACUAGGUGUGCUGCCAUGUGUCAAAAGGAGUGUAGUGGUUUUGGAUACAAUUCUGUUAUGAAGAAGUGCCGGACCCACAAGAAAAUCUUUACGUCUAACACGUCUGACGAGGCCGGUUGGAGAUAUUUCUUCAAUGAUUCUGUUUAUCUCCCUAUCUAUAUGUACCUGCAAUGUCAGUCCUUUGAUUCCUUUUCUUCCAUUUCAGUUCCACCUAUUGACUGUAAGGAUUUCCGUGAUAAUGGUCACACUAAUACAGGUGUUUAUGAAAUCUACCCCUUUGGGACCACAUCGCAUCCUCUCCGGGUUUAUUGUGACAUGGAUACUUUGGCGGGAGGAUGGACAGCCAUUCAAAAACGAAUAGAUGGGUCCCUUACCUUUGAUAAGAAUUGGGAUGACUAUAAAAAUGGUUUUGGUGCACCUGAACAGAAUGUCUGGAUAGGAAAUGACGUCAUCCAUCAGUUGACAAUGGGAAAGAACUCCUCCCUCUACGUUUCCAUCACGUUGUCGAAUGGUUCAACACUGUAUGAGCUGUAUGACCAAUUCUCUAUUUCUGAUGAAGCAGACAAGUAUCAACUGUUUCUGUCUGGACCUGUCACGGGAACUUUAGGUGACAGUAUGCUAAAUACUAGUAAUACUAAGGCCAAUUUGUCUGGGAUGUACUUCAGUACCCCAGACAGAGAUAACGAUAAAUGGACUGGGGUUAAUUGUGCUGCUCUCAGUAUUGUUAGAGGAGGCUGGUGGUUUAACGCGUGUCACUUCGCCUUCCUAAAUGGUCAGUGGUACCCGGAAUACUGGGACGAUCCUUGGGAUCCCGCAAUACCUAUAGGAACAUCCGUUAGAAAAACGAUUAUGAUGAUCCGAAGUCAUUAG
Saccostrea cuccullata (small rock oyster) is the source of this 975-nucleotide messenger RNA. Its product is annotated as fibroleukin-like. The transcript has 5 exons. The record is from RefSeq and is a predicted model, not a curated record. Bases 1 to 975 code for a protein of 324 amino acids. NCBI's taxonomy places the organism in Eukaryota, Metazoa, Mollusca, Bivalvia, Ostreida, Ostreidae.